Messenger RNA from Laccaria bicolor S238N-H82, 1112 nucleotides. RefSeq lists its product as uncharacterized. The annotation marks the transcript as partial. The record is from RefSeq and is a predicted model, not a curated record. Lineage: Eukaryota; Fungi; Basidiomycota; Agaricomycetes; Agaricales; Hydnangiaceae. The transcript has a single exon.
AUGCUUUCUCGCAAGCCUCUCUCCCCUGUUACAUCGCUCAGCAUCCCUCCUAUUGAACGACUCCCGGUUGAAAUCCUCGCGGAGAUUUUCAUCCUUUGUAUUUCUCACAGCGACCAUCCACCAUUGCUCAGCAGCAGCAGAUCGACGGAACCCCCGAUACUUUUUUGCCAUGUCUGCAAAAGCUGGCAAAAGAUUGCUAGCGGUUUACCCAGGUUGUGGACCGCAGCUUUCGUCUGCACAGAGGGUAUUGAUCUGGAAGUGCAGAAAGAGUUGCCCCAGCUGCUGAAUAGGUGGUUUUCCCACUCGAACCAGCUUCCGUUGUCUUUCAAAUUCACUUCUGAAGCCUGUCACCAUGAUUAUGACGUGAUGGAAACGUUCACCGCCUGCGUCACUCCAUUUGCCUCUCGAUUUUGCCACCUUGACUUUGAUUUGAAACACUUUGUCUGUUCGAACCCCACCGGUACCUACCUUCAAUUAUCCGCAUCACAGCCAACACAGGCACAGCUUUCUUAUCCCGACAUAUUGUGGUCUACCCUCCAAUUUCUUCAAUUAGAGUCUGUGAUUAUUCGGGGUGGUGUCGACGUCUACGCUGACUUGGAAACCCCUCUUUUUCCCUUUGCUCCCCGCCUUCAACGACUGCGCAUGGACAACCUUUCAUUCGUAGGAUCCACCCCUCUGCAGCUUGUUCUUCCGUGGAGUCAAUUGACUCAUCUCAUCCUCGUCAACCUCCUCGAAUCCCAUUUGUGGCUGCAGCUAUUUCCCAUGUGCCCAGCACUUCACCAUGGUUUCUUUGACAUCAUUGAGGACUUCACUGGCAUGCCAAGUCCCUCAACCGCUGAACGUGUGGCGUUCCAUCAUCUCAGCGAUCUGACAUUUGCGUUUAGCGACCCAAUAGAUCCUAGCAUCCUCAGUCAUUUCGACUUCCCAGCUCUGAAGACUCUGAGGCUUCAAAACGACAGCUUCAUCAGUUCCGAUGGAGGUGAUGAUAUGUUCUGGACAGCCACCACACGCAGGCGACUUUGUCAACAAGUUGCCCCACUUGAGAGGCUUUCUCUUAGUGGAAGUUGGCCCUACGUUUGUAUCUUGAAGCUGCCGCGCACAUCAUUGAGCUA